AUGGCCGGCGCACUCACCGGUCGCACCAAGCCGACCAAGGUCAAGAAGCUGCAGCGCGCCCAGAAGCGCAAACGCAGCGACGUCGACGUAGAAAAACUCCAGCAAGCCGUCGACGAGCUCGAUCCCAGGAACAAUGAAUACAAGAGCUUCACCGACCUCCCGCUCUCCGAGCCCACCAAGGCAGGCCUCAAGGCAUGCCACUUCGCCGCAAUGACCGACAUCCAGGCCCGCGCCAUCCCUCUGGCCCUCCAGGGCGCCGACAUCCUAGGCGCUGCGAGAACCGGCAGUGGAAAGACCCUCGCCUUCGUCAUCCCCGUUCUCGAGAACCUGUACCGCGUGCAGUGCAUUGGCGCCGACGCUGGCCUUGGUGCCAUGAUCAUCUCUCCCACCCGCGAGCUCGCCAUCCAGAUUUUCGAGGUGCUGUACAACGUCGGCAAGAAGGGGCAUAUGUUCGCCGCUGGCCUGGUCAUUGGCGGAAAGAGCUUGCAGGAGGAGAGGGACGCGCUGGUGCGCAUGAACAUCGUCGUCUGCACCCCCGGCCGCAUGCUGCAGCACCUGUCGCAGACGGUGGGCUUCAACGUGGAUAAUCUGCAGACGCUGGUGCUGGACGAAGCCGAUCGUAUUCUGGACAUGGGCUUCCAGCGCGACCUCGACGCCAUCAUCGACUACCUGCCCAAGCAGAGGCAGACGCUGCUGUUCAGCGCGACUCAGACGAAGAAGGUUUCCGACUUGGCCAGGCUGAGCUUGAAAGAUCCCGAGUACAUCUCCGUCCACGAGGCGGCCGAGACGGCGACACCAAAGUCGCUGCAGCAGAAUUACACUGUCACGCCCCUGUCGGAGAAGCUGGACACCCUGUGGAGCUUCAUCCAGGCCAGUAAGAAGUCGAAGAUCAUUGUCUUUCUCUCGUCCGGAAAGCAGGUGCGCUUUGUGUACGAGGGCUUCCGUCACAUGCAGCCUGGUAUUCCUUUGCUCCAUCUUCACGGCCGCCAAAAGCAGACAGCACGCUUGGAAAUCACGCAGAAGUUCUCGGCAGCCAAGGCGUCCUGCCUUUUCGCGACAGACGUGGCAGCGCGUGGUCUGGAUUUCCCCGCGGUAGACUGGGUUGUCCAGGUCGAUUGCCCCGAAGACGCCGACACGUACAUCCACCGCGUUGGUCGAACGGCGCGCUAUGAGCGUGAAGGGCGUGCCGUGCUCUUCCUGGAUCCCAGUGAAGAAGAGGGCAUGUUGAAGCGUCUGGAGGCAAAGAAAAUCCCCAUUGAGCGCAUCAAUGUGCGUACAAAGAAGCAGCAGAGCAUCAAGAACCAGCUGCAGAACAUGUGCUUCAAGGAUGCACAGCUCAAGUACCUUGGACAGAAGGCCUUCAUCUCUUACGUCAAGUCGAUACACGUCCAGAAGGACAAGGAAGUUUUCAAGCUCCAGAAUCUUCCUCUGGAGGAUUACGCAGCGAGUCUGGGUCUGCCCGGUGCACCUCGCAUCAAGUUCAUGAAGGGUGACAACGCGAAGGAGCGCAAGAACGCGCCCCGACACGGUCUUUCGUCAUCCGAAGGUGAGAGCAGUGACGAGGAAGGCGAGAAGAAGAAAUCCAAGAAGGAAAAGGAGGUCCGCACCAAAUACGACCGCAUGUUCGAGCGUAAGAACCAAGACGUUCUUUCCGAGCACUACACCAAGCUCGUCCGGGACGAGAACGACGAAGACGACAAGGUCGCCAAUCCCGACGAGUCGGAUGAUGACUUCAUGGCCGUCAAGCGCCGCAUUACCGCUGGCCAGGAGAUUUCCGAUGACGAGGACGGCGCGGACGUCUUGGGUGCAGAAGGAAAGAGGCUUGUCAACGUGCCCGGCGCUAAGGAGCCCAUUCUCAUUGAUAGCAAACGCCGCGAGAAGGAGCUCAAGAGCAAGAAGAAGCUGCUCAAAUACAAGGACAAGGGCCACAGAGUCGUCUUCGACGACGAGGGCAACGCGCACGAGCUCUACGAGAUGGAAGACGAGCACGCGUUCAAGGCGAAGGGGAGCGCGGAGCAGCAACGGCAGCGCUUCCUUGAGGAAGAGAAGCGGCGCGCCGAGGAGGCCGACGUGUUGGAUCGGGAGACGGCGAGGGAGAAGAAGACGGCGAAGAAGAUCAAGAGGAAGGAGAGGGAGAGGGCGGAGAGACUGGGCCACGACUUGGAUGGCAGCGACGAUGAGGAUGGCGGUGUGCAGUUGGGUGGCGGUGUGGAUCGCGACGCCUUCAACGAUUUCAAGAGCUUCUUGGCGGAUACGGCGGGAGACAGAAGUGACGGGGACGAGGAGGAGGCCAGGGAUGAGGAUGAGGAGAGGCCAGCGAAGAAGCGGCCGAAGAAGUGGUUCGAGGAUGAAAGCAGCGGCGAUGAAGAUAGUGAGGGUGGGAAGAAGAAGAGCAAGAAGGGCAAGAGGAGGGCGAAGAAGCUUCAGGACGAGCCCGAGACUCUGGAGGAUCUGGAGGCACUGGCUGCUGGCGUUUUGGGGUAG
Messenger RNA from Diplodia corticola, 2484 nucleotides. RefSeq names its product atp-dependent rna helicase dbp4. Gene Ontology annotation, biological process: rRNA processing. Gene Ontology annotation, cellular component: nucleus. Gene Ontology annotation, molecular function: nucleic acid binding; ATP binding; RNA helicase activity. The record is from RefSeq and is a predicted model, not a curated record. The coding region runs from base 1 to 2484 and encodes 827 amino acids. NCBI's taxonomy places the organism in Eukaryota, Fungi, Ascomycota, Dothideomycetes, Botryosphaeriales, Botryosphaeriaceae. The transcript is spliced from 2 exons.